CCCGUCUACCAGGGCCGAGCUCCUCGCCGUCAACCAGAGAAUUCACCCAGCUUGGCGCGCGCGCGCUGCUCGCACUCGCCUCAGCGCCUCCCGCACCGCCCCUUGCCGGCGCCGCCUCAGCGUGGGCGGGGGAGGCUGUGGCGCGCCUUUCGGAAGCGAUCGAGCUGGCGGGCGCCAUGCGGAGCCGCGCGGAGGUGGACGCUACGCUGCAGACGGCCAAAGUGAACCCGGCGGAGCUGCUGCCGGUCGUGCAUUGCCUCAGCUUCGGCCCACGGUCCGGCGCCGGGGACUACUGCCUGAUGCAGCUGGAGCCCGGCCUCAGCGCCCAGCUGGAGGCCGGAUGCAGCCUAGUAAUCCGUGGUGAAAAGCAUGAACAAGUAGUGCUGUGCAGCAAAGAUAAAACUUAUGACAUGAAAAUAGCAGAUACCUCAAAUAUGCUGCUGUUUAUUCCCAGCUGCAAAACUCCAGAACAGCUGAAGGCAGAUCAAGCAUCUUGUAACAUUAUUCACUCACAGAUUGCUGGUUUCUCCAAUAACUAUUGGGAAUUAAGGAGAUGUCGACCAAAACUAAAGAAGCUGAGGAAGCUUUUAAUGGAAGACUCAUAUAAAGGGCCAGAUAAUCAGAAAGAUCAGGCCUUUUCCAAGUAUACAACAGAAGAUUUGUUAAGUCUGAUUCAAGCAAGUGAAGAAGAAAUACUGCACCAAUUGCAGACUAUAGAUGCCUGUAAAAUUGAAGGAUAUUGGAGAAUUCUAGAAUUUGACUAUGAGAUGAAACUCUUGAAUCAUGUGACUCAGCUAAUUGACUCUGAGUCCUGGUCUUUAAGUAAGGUUCCUUUACGUACCUGCCUUGAAGAACUUGGAUCUUUAGAGCCCAGAGAGAUGAUAGAACAUAUUCUCUUAAGCUAUGGAAGGAAAUACAUUGAUGAUGGGGAGGUUUACUUUGAAAUGCAGGAAGAUAAAAUAUGCAGAGCUACAGCACAAAUGCUUUUGCAAAAUGCAGUUAAAUUCAAUUUAUCUGAGUUUCAAGAAGUUUGGCAACAAAGUGUCCCUGAAGGGAUGACAACAAGGCUUGAUCAGCUUAAGGGCUUGGCUCUUGUGGAUAGAAGUUCAAGACCAGAGACAAUCUUCCUGCUCAAAGUAGAAGACUUGCCUGAAGACAAUCAGGAAAGAUUCAACAGCUUAUUCAGUAUACGGGAAAAGUGGACAGAAGAGGAUAUUGCUCCUUAUAUACAAGACUUAUGUGCUGAGAAGCAGACAGUUGGUGUUCUUCUGACAAAAUAUGCUCGUUCCUCAGUGCAGAAUGGUGUUAAAGUUUAUAAUUCUAGAAGACCCAUUUCAUAACAGGUUUUGUUUCAAGAACUGAGAUUACAGAAUGAAAAGCAGUGAAUGUUGCUUGUUGCUGCCUUCUAGGGAAAGUUGUUAACUGGUACUCUACAGCAUUCUUAGAGUUUAAGCAGCUAAGAUUCUUGAAGGUGUUGUUUUCUGCUCAGCUAAGUGGAAUGUGAGGACACUUGCCUCUUCUAAGAAACUAUAGUGUCAGCAACCGAUGCCCACCUUCCUUUACUCACCUUCCAUUGGCACAAGCUCCUGACACCUCAACACUCAUCAGACUGUCUUUUAAAUAUUACCAAAAAUUGCACUUAAAUGCACAAUGUCUGUUCUUACUUAAGUGGCAAUUAAUUAGAUGUAGAAACUGCGCCUUGAAAACAUAUGGCAGAAUAUUACUUUAUAUUGAGCGAUGAAACAGGAGUUUUUAUAAGUAUCAUAAAGUGGAGUGCCUAAAAUUGAAGUGUAAGUCAUUAAAAAUAUUUGUUUGCAUGUCAGUGAACAGUUA
This is a messenger RNA of Pogoniulus pusillus (Red-fronted tinkerbird), 1833 nucleotides long. RefSeq names its product DNA replication and sister chromatid cohesion 1 (gene DSCC1). Gene Ontology annotation, biological process: maintenance of mitotic sister chromatid cohesion; mitotic sister chromatid cohesion. The transcript has 9 exons. The record is from RefSeq and is a predicted model, not a curated record. Lineage: Eukaryota; Metazoa; Chordata; Aves; Piciformes; Lybiidae. Gene Ontology annotation, cellular component: Ctf18 RFC-like complex; chromatin; chromosome, centromeric region. Bases 177 to 1340 code for a protein of 387 amino acids.